UCUUGUCAAGAUCUUGAGAAUCAGAUAGAAAUCGAUCUUUGUAGCGGGUCGCAUUACUUUAUUUGGAAAUUAUCGGAGUGAUCUAUAGGCUACUGCAGACUCUUUCUUCACUACUACAUAGUAUUAGCCAUGGCUUCCACCUCAUCUAGCAUCGUUUUCGACGACAUCUUUACGACUGAUGCCAUCGACAAGGACGGCAAAAAAUUCGAUCGAGUAUCUCGAUUAUACGCUCGUUCAAAAAACUAUGACAUGGACUUGACGCUUGACUAUAACAUCGAGCUCUUUCCUCUAGUCAACGGGGACAGCUUCGCAAUGGCCCUUGCUUCGUCACUGUCACGGGACGGUAGUGCACCCACCGAUGGGGAAGAUGGGGAAGACAAAGACAGAGAUGUUUGGAGACCGGAUGGGAAAGGAAGGAGAGGCUUGGAAGAAGAUUACGACUAUGUUAUGUAUGGGAAGGUAUAUAAGUUUGAUACUGGAUCAUCCGACAUCGUCACGGCCUAUGCGUCAUUCGGUGGACUCUUACUGUCAAUAACUGGUUCAUAUCGGCACUUGACCAAUGUUGUUCUCGGUGACCCAGUGUACGUGCUACUGAGGAAAUGAUCGUCGCAGUUUUUCGUACUUCAAAGUACUCCAAUUCUGAAGCAACCAUCGUGACGCACGCACGCAACCAUCACCCUCGUUAUCAAUGAAUUAUAAAUUUGCACGGUGGAGUCAUGCGCGCGCGUACCUUGUCCUGGUCGCGAAGUCACCACUUGAGAUUUGAAUGUGUAUUCACCCUAUAUUUGUCACUCAGCUU
Messenger RNA from Suillus clintonianus, 799 nucleotides. RefSeq names its product RNA polymerase I. The transcript has 4 exons. NCBI's taxonomy places the organism in Eukaryota, Fungi, Basidiomycota, Agaricomycetes, Boletales, Suillaceae. Bases 130 to 603 code for a protein of 157 amino acids. Gene Ontology annotation, biological process: DNA-templated transcription. The record is from RefSeq and is a predicted model, not a curated record. Gene Ontology annotation, molecular function: DNA-directed RNA polymerase activity. Gene Ontology annotation, cellular component: RNA polymerase II, core complex; RNA polymerase III complex; RNA polymerase I complex.